GCAAAGACACAAACCCGGGGCCGCUUUUCAGAUGGCGGCGGACAGUGACCCGGAGUCUGAGGUGUUUGAAAUCACGGACUUCACCACAGCCUCCGAGUGGGAAAGAUUUGUAUCUAAAGUUGAAGAGGUGCUAAAUGAUUGGAAACUGAUAGGAAACACUGCAAGCAGAGCUUUGGAAAAGGGUGAAUUAACCACAGGAAUAUGGGAGGAGAAAUCUGAUGAGAUUUCUUUUGCAGACUACAAAUUCAGUAUAACCCAUCAUUAUCUCAAACGUGGACCUUUAACUGAUAAGGAAGCAAAAGAAGGUUCCGAAGAAGAUGCCCUUCCUGAAGCUAUGCAAGAUUUGCUGUGUGUGGACAACGAUUUUCCACCGAGAGCUCACUGCCUUGUCAGAUGGUACAGUUUGCGGGAGUUUGUGAUAAUUGCUCCAGGAGCCAACAGUGAUGCUGUCAUCAGUGAAUCGAAAUGCAAUAUUCUACUCAGCUCGAUCUCAAUUGCGUUGGGCAAUACUGGAUGUCAAGUGCCAUUGUUUGUGCAAAUCCAACAAAAAGCAAGAAGGAUGUAUGUGGGUGUUUGUGAAGGCCCUGGAGUUCGGACAGAUUUUGAAAUGGUUCACCUUCGAAAAGUGCCAAAUCAGUACAAUCAUCUCUCAGGACUGUUGGAUAUUUUCAAAUCGAAGAUUGGAUGUCCUUUAAUGCCUUUACCUCCAGUAAAUGUGGCUAUUCGGUUUACCUAUGUGCUUCAAGAUUGGCAGCAGUACUCUUGGCCUCAGCAACCACCAGAUAUUGAUGCAUUGGUUGGAGGAGAAGUGGGUGGCCUAGAAUUUGGAAAGUUACCAUUUGGAGCAUGUGAAGACCCUAUCAGUGAAUUACACUUAGCCACCACUUGGCCUUACCUCGCAGAAGGCAUUGUUGUUGACAAUGACGUCUACUCGGAUCUAGACCCUCUUCAAGCACCGCAUUGGUCUGUCAGAGUGAGAAAGGCUGAUAACCCUCAGUGCUUAUUGGGAGAUUUUCUUACUGAGUUCCUUAAAAUUUGUCGUCGGAAAGAGUCAACUGAUGAACUUCUUGGAAAGUCAGCUUUUGAAGAAGAUGGGAAAGAGAAUACAGAUAUUACCCAUGCAUUGCAGAAACUGACAGACCCAGGCACAGUUCAUAUUCCUAGAUUAUCCACUAUGUCCAAUAUAGUCCACAGUGCUCGCAAGAGAAUGCACAGAAAUAGACGUGUCGAAGAAUCGCCAAUUAAUAAUGAAGUCCUAAACUCCAUUCUAUUAUUCCUGUUUCCAGAUGCUGCAGAAAAGGCUGGAGAGGCAUCUGAUGUGACACCCAGCACCUCAUGUGGAGUUGGAAUGGCUGCAACUGAUGAAGACUAUAAUCUCUACAGCCAGUUUAAGUCAGCUCCGUCAAACAGCCUCACAUACAAGCUGGCUUUGUGUCUCUGUAUGAUCAACUUUUAUCAUGGAGGAAUGAGGGGUGUGGCUCAUUUAUGGCAGGAGUUUGUGUUGGAAAUGCGCUACAGAUGGGAAAAUAAUUACCUUAUUCCAGGUUUAGCUAAUGGAGCCCCAGAUUUAAAAUGUUGUUUAUUGCAUCAAAAAUUGCAGAUGCUGAAUUGUUGUAUUGAGAGGAAGAAAGCAAGAGAUGAUGGAAGAAAGCAACUGUCUUCUGAAAAUGCAUCGAGCAGUUCAAUAGAGAGGAAAUUGUCAAACAACAGUAGUGAUAAAGAAAAGAAAGAGAAAGGGGACCCAUCUCAGCAGAAAUCCUGGGACUCCUGGAGUGACAGUGAGGAAGAAUUUUUUGAAUGUAUCAGUGACACAGAAGAGCUGCAGGAGAGUGACAAGAAAGAAGGGGCAGCAAAAGGCGAGAGGAAGGUUGAGGAAGGNAAAAAAGAAACUCAAAGGUGGAAACCAGAAGGACGUCUACAUCAGUACGGAAACAUGACUCUGCUUCGUAUGGGAGAGCUGCUGUAUAUUCCAGUUACACAGGAGCCAGCACCAAUGACAGAAGAUUUAUUAGAAGAACAAUCAGAGGUGCUUGCUAAAUUAGGAACUUCAGCUGAAGGAGCACACCUGCGUGCUAGAAUGCAGAGUGCCUGUUUACUGUCAGAUAUGGAAUCUUUUAAGGCUGCAAACCCUGGUUGCUGCUUAGAAGAUUUUGUGAGAUGGUAUUCUCCACGUGACUAUAUUGAAGAAGAAGUCAAUGAUAAGAUAGGUAACAUAGUACUGAAAGGUGAACUGAGUGCCAGAAUGAAAAUUCCUGGCAACAUGUGGGUGGAGGCAUGGGAGUCAGCCAAACCAAUUCCAGCUCGAAGACAGAGACGACUGUUUGAUGACACAAGGGAGGCUGAAAAGGUCCUUCACUAUUUAGUGGGAUUGAAACCUGCAGACCUGGCUCGGCAUUUAUUACCAUGCAUUAUGCAUGCUGCACUGUUGAAGGUUAAAGAGGAAGAAUCCAUUGAAGAUAUCCCUUGUGUAAGAAAAAUAAUUCAACAGAUAGUUACUCAUGUCAGCAAACUUUUAAGAUAUUCAAACCCUGAUCUCAAAAAGUUAGAAGAUAUAAUUAAUCAGAUAAUAGCUUCAGAAGCCAUUAUUGCAAGAUCUCGCUCACUUCAAGCCAAAUUUGGAAUUAAUAAAUGUGAAAAAGAAGAUGAACGUGAAGAACUAGAAAGGUUUGUGAGCUGCCUUUUAGAGCAGCCAGAGGUGCCAGCUACUGGAGCAGGACGAGGACACAUUGGGACUAUUAUCUACAAGUUAUUUGUGAAUGCACAGAGGCUGGCUGAAUCUACUGAAGAGGCUGCCACUCUGACACCAAUUGAUGAUGAACCCAGAAAGCCUUCUUCUGAGCGCAGGCCAAGCUCUGGAGCAGUCCCUGAAUUUCCUCCUCCAACUGGCCGUGAAAUAAUUCUUCGAACAACCGUGCCUCGACCAGCACCAUACUCGAAAUCUUUGCCACAGCGCAUGUACUGUGUCUUAUUAAAAGAUGAUUUCCGUCUAGCUGGUGCAUUUUCCUCAGACACCUCAUUCUUCUAAUUUUGUGAUAAUGGAGAGGCGUUUGUUAAAGGAAAACCAGACGUACUAGACUUACUGUCAUUCGUAUAUUUUGUCACGCACUUGUGUAAACUGUAGAUGCAUAUGUUUGCAUGGUGGCUGUUAAAUAUCACAGUUAAGUGAUCUGAAAGCACUCCUUGUUUUCCUCCCCUCACUACCAUAUAAAGCAUGCAAAUUUAGAAAAGUACCAUAAUUUGAUUUUGUUAAUAUAUUCAAUAAUAGAUGAUACUGGGUAAAUGUGCAAUUGUUUUAUCAAUUUGAGUUGAACAUUUUUCAGAUAUUGUGAAAGCAUGAUUUAUAGUCAAAUUGUUAAGCUUUUGUAAAAUGGAAUCGAUAGUGUACAGUGUAUUUUGAAAUGCUUAUUAAUUCAGUUGUAUAUUUAUGCAGGGCAGUUAAAUGUAGACAUUUCAUAGCUUUGAGCAAGCAAGAAGUGGCAUUUCAAUUACACGUCAUGUUUCCCACAUUCAGUUUUGUUUCCAAUUCUGUAUGGUUUUAAAGAUAUUUUAUAGCAUUGGUAAAUUACAAGUUUAAAAGCUGUAUCAUUGUUAACUAGUGAAAUAUUGCUUUGAAAGGAAGCUCAUAGAAUAUAUUUAAUAGACAAAAUCACUUUGGCAGAAUAUUUUUCAUAUGGCAUCAAUAUGGCAAAACUAGUAGUAUAAGGCUAUUCUAAGUCGUGUUGCUAAAGCAACUAUCCAGGAUACAAUUCCCUGUAACAUUGCAAGCUGUGUUGGUGUCUGCAAAUGGCUGGUAUUUAAAUAAAAUCUGCCUGCUCACUUUUGAGCAUUGAAGUGUU
Molecule: messenger RNA, 3836 nt
Organism: Callorhinchus milii (elephant shark)
Lineage: Eukaryota; Metazoa; Chordata; Chondrichthyes; Chimaeriformes; Callorhinchidae
Gene: rab3gap1
Product: RAB3 GTPase activating protein subunit 1
Exons: 25
Coding region: 32-3025 (997 amino acids)
Biological process (GO): positive regulation of GTPase activity
Molecular function (GO): GTPase activator activity
Source: RefSeq, a predicted model, not a curated record